This is a messenger RNA of Penicillium brasilianum, 806 nucleotides long. NCBI's taxonomy places the organism in Eukaryota, Fungi, Ascomycota, Eurotiomycetes, Eurotiales, Aspergillaceae. The record is from the annotation of a GenBank genome assembly.
CCGCAACGCAGAUAUCUAGGCCUCCCAUAGGCCCGAACUUAACAAACUUACCACCUCUCACCGAUGGCUUAGUCAGUAGGACCUGCCACCAUAUUCUCUCGGUCUACUGCUGGAAAAGCAAGAUAGCAAACCCCCGCAUAACACCUGUAUGUAAAGGAAGCUAAAUCGGGCCAAUGAAUUUCGAUUGAUUGAUUGAUUAAUCGUCUCUUUACAUCGCUGUACUAGCUAUUCUUGCCAAGGCCAAUUCCCAACAUCAACACUAAUUAUCGGCGAGGACGUUAUGGUCAACCAAAGACAAGGUCCGCGGUCACAAUGAUGCCAUCCAUAUACGACGCCGUGCCAAAGAAAGACCAGAUAUUUUGUAUCGAGUUACUCGAGAUUGCCCCAACGCCCAUUCUCGCCGACCGUGUCUUCUUCGUCUACCUGCGCGGUUAUCUGCCUAAAUCUAAGAAGAAGGAGCUGGCACUUCUUGACGAGAGCCUCGUCAAUGCGACCCUGUCUGUGAGCUGCUCUGUCAUCUACGCGGAUGGUAGUCACGACGACGAAAAAUCCAGUUACAGUGCCGUUGAAGACUACGGCCUUUAAUGAUCUAGCUCACCUCACUAUUCGCGAUGCUCGUGGAGUUCAGGUCGACUACAUGCCUAGUAGCGACCGCAGUGACAUUUUACUAGAUUUUCAGAUUCCGACAAUAUGGUUGAAGAGCGGUAUGUGGACUUUCAAGGUCGACGGGAGAGUCGGAGAUGUAGACAAUACGUGCCUAUUUUCUAUGGCGUUGACACAAUGGUUAGAGGGGAGGCUUCAACAGG